This is a messenger RNA of Hemiscyllium ocellatum (epaulette shark), 852 nucleotides long. RefSeq names its product homeobox protein Hox-C8-like. Gene Ontology annotation, biological process: regulation of transcription by RNA polymerase II. The transcript has 2 exons. The record is from RefSeq and is a predicted model, not a curated record. Gene Ontology annotation, molecular function: DNA-binding transcription factor activity, RNA polymerase II-specific; RNA polymerase II transcription regulatory region sequence-specific DNA binding. Lineage: Eukaryota; Metazoa; Chordata; Chondrichthyes; Orectolobiformes; Hemiscylliidae. The coding region runs from base 1 to 852 and encodes 283 amino acids. Gene Ontology annotation, cellular component: nucleus.
AUGAGCUCCUAUUUCGUUAACUCGCUGUUCACUAAGUACAAACCCGAGGAUUGCGUGGAGCCGAACAGUUACUACGACUGCCGCUUCCCUCACGGGAUGAGCCGGAGCCCGGCUCUGAUGUACGGGCCCGCUCCCGGGACCGCUUUCCAACCUCUCUCGGGCCACGUCCAGGAUUUCUUCCACCCCGGCGGCCCCUCGCUCCCCGCCUCCGGUUACCAGCAAGGCCCGUGCGGACCGACUUGCCAAGGGGAGGCGGCUAAGUUCUACAGCUACGAUGCGCUGAGCAGGCAGAGCCCCUACGGCGGGGGGCAGGCGGACCCGGCGCCCAUUCUCCAGUACCCCGAGUGCAAGGCUGGGGUCCCCGCACCGGCGGCAGGAGGCGCCGGCAGUGAAGGAGCCGCCAACGUGAACCCCAGCCCAGCCGCCAGUCUCAUGUUCCCAUGGAUGAGACCUCAUGCCCCGGGCCGGCGCAGUGGACGCCAGACCUACAGCCGUUUCCAGACGCUGGAGCUGGAGAAAGAGUUCCUCUUCAACCCGUACCUGACCCGGAAGCGUCGGAUCGAGGUGUCCCACGCCCUGAGCCUGACCGAGCGCCAGGUCAAGAUCUGGUUCCAGAACCGGCGGAUGAAGUGGAAAAAGGAGAACAACAAGGAGCGCUUCCCCAACGCGCGGGAGGAGGAAGAGGAGGGAGGGGAGGAAUCGCAACCGGCGGGGGCGCCACCGGUUCGACCCCCGGAUCCGGGGGCGGCGGGGAGGGUGGAGGAAGAGGAAGAGGAGGAAGAGGAGGAGGAGGAGAAAGAGGAGGAGGAAGAGAAGGAGGCUGGGGAGAAGGACAAGGGGUGCACAAAUUAA